Kuraishia capsulata CBS 1993 is the source of this 810-nucleotide messenger RNA. RefSeq lists its product as uncharacterized. The transcript has a single exon. The record is from RefSeq and is a predicted model, not a curated record. Lineage: Eukaryota; Fungi; Ascomycota; Pichiomycetes; Pichiales; Pichiaceae. The coding region runs from base 1 to 810 and encodes 269 amino acids.
AUGAACUCGCUCGGAAUCCUCCUCGAGGAAGAAGAUGAUUCGCCCACGCAAUUGAGGCUUUCACCAAUUAUCAGUCUUCUGCCCCCUCUGCCGCACGAUGCUGACUCAGACUCUCUGGACGACACCGCUUCUGCAUAUUCGGCUGAUAUUUCAAGUCAUGUGCGAUUGUCCUCAUUGACACCUUUGGCAGCUACGUCAAUUGCGAAUGCAAAUGCAUAUUCGGUACCGAACUCAGUGACCAAUUCCACUCAGUCUUCGCCGGCUAUCAGGCAGCCUCCGCAUUUCCAGUUUCCGAUGACGGGUGCUAUACAACACCGAAACUCCUCAAUUUCCAGUCAGAACUCUCAACCAGAUGAUGAUAGAGUUUUUGACAGGCCCGAAAUACCGAGACACCGUUCCGGUUUUUCGCUGGCGUCAUUUUCCUCUGCAUCUUCGUCAAUGCUGAAUCCACAAACGUCUUCGGCUGCCACCAAUGAUGGUUCUCCUGUGAUCACCGUAACCGAAAGGUUCAAGGAUCAUGUAACCUUGGGAGACUUUUGGGUUUCUGAAUCGUCCGCAGAUUUUGGAGAGUCCGCAGACAUGGCUCUUACUCGAGAACAGCGUUCGGAGUUGGCCGACUCUUUUCGCACUAAACGCGAUGACGAGCAGCGUGGCUUUGAUGUGGCAUUGAACCGACUCACUGCAAGCGGCUGGUGCUCUGAUCAGGAUAUCCUUGAGCUGCAAAGGAAAAAGACUUUGAAUGCGGAGCUUUGGGAUGAAAGGUUGGCUAGACUGGAGACAGUCAGUCAUCGCACUAAUGGUGCACCAUAA